UGCACACUCUUUGCUCCUACUCACAGCGGUUGGUUUUCUCUCAUUGAUAAAACUCUCUAGUAGAUUUGGUGUUGGUGGGUGGUCUUCAAGUUGGCCUCUAAAAUUCUAGUUCAUGCUAAAAAUCAAGUCUUUUCAACUGGGUUUCACUUGAUUCUGCUUACUAUACCAGAAAGUUUCUGCCUUUUUCUUUUGUUCUUCUUUAAUGUUUAUACCAUUUUUUAUGGUGGUUUUGCUGUGAAGUGUUGAUUUUCUAUUUGAAGUUUGGUAAGAGAGCUCUAUGAAAGAAGAAAAGAUGGGGGAGAAAGGUGAAGUUUUGGAGGCUGUGUUGAAGGAAACUGUGGAUUUGGAAAACAUACCCAUUGAGGAAGUGUUUGAGAAUCUGAGAUGUAGCAGGGAAGGUUUAACAACUGAAGCUGCUGAGGAGAGGCUCACCAUUUUUGGCCAUAACAAGCUUGAAGAGAAAAAGGAGAGCAAAUUCUUGAAGUUUUUGGGUUUUAUGUGGAAUCCUCUGUCAUGGGUGAUGGAGGCUGCUGCUAUUAUGGCUAUUGCUCUUGCAAAUGGAGGAGGGAAGCCUCCAGAUUGGCAAGACUUCGUGGGUAUUAUUACUUUGCUUUUGAUCAACUCCACUAUCAGUUUUAUUGAGGAGAACAAUGCUGGUAAUGCUGCUGCUGCUCUCAUGGCUCGUCUUGCUCCAAAAGCUAAGAUUCUUCGAGAUGGAAGGUGGAGUGAGCAGGAUGCUGCUAUUUUAGUUCCUGGUGACAUUAUUAGUAUCAAACUUGGAGAUAUCAUUCCAGCUGAUGCUCGUUUACUGGAAGGUGAUCCCCUUAAAAUUGACCAGUCUGCACUUACUGGUGAGUCUCUUCCUGUGACAAAAGGACCUGGAGAUGGUGUGUAUUCUGGUUCGACUUGCAAACAAGGAGAGAUUGAAGCAGUGGUUAUUGCCACUGGUGUGCAUACAUUCUUCGGGAAGGCUGCUCAUCUUGUGGAUACCACAAACCAAGUUGGCCAUUUCCAAAAGGUCUUGACUGCAAUAGGGAAUUUCUGCAUAUGUUCAAUUGGUGUGGGGAUGAUCAUAGAGAUUAUUGUCAUGUACCCCAUUCAAGAUCGGGAGUAUCGUCCUGGGAUUGACAAUCUUCUCGUCCUUCUCAUUGGAGGAAUUCCAAUUGCGAUGCCAACAGUCCUGUCAGUGACAAUGGCUAUUGGUUCUCAUCGGUUAUCUCAGCAGGGUGCCAUCACAAAGAGAAUGACUGCAAUUGAAGAGAUGGCAGGCAUGGACGUGCUUUGCAGUGACAAGACUGGGACCUUGACUUUAAACAAGCUUACUGUUGACAAAAAUAUCAUAGAGGUUUUUGCCAAAGGAGUAGAUGCAGAUACUGUAAUUCUGAUGGCAGCUCGAGCCUCUAGGACAGAGAAUCAAGAUGCAAUAGAUACUGCUAUUGUCGGAAUGCUGGCAGAUCCAAAAGAGGCUCGUGCUGGAAUUCAAGAAGUCCAUUUCCUUCCUUUUAAUCCUACUGAUAAGCGCACGGCCUUGACCUAUAUCAACAGUGAUGGUAAAAUGCAUAGAGUCAGCAAAGGUGCGCCGGAGCAGAUUCUAAAUCUUGCACACAAUAAGUCAGACAUUGAGCGAAGAGUUCAUGCUGUGAUUGACAAGUUUGCAGAGAGGGGUUUACGGUCGCUUGCUGUUGCAUACCAAGAUGUUCCAGAUGGAAGGAAAGAGAGUCCUGGAGGCCCAUGGCAGUUCAUUGGCCUCUUGCCCCUUUUUGAUCCACCUAGGCAUGAUAGUGCUGAGACAAUCAGGAGGGCUUUGAAUCUUGGUGUAAAUGUGAAAAUGAUCACAGGGGAUCAACUGGCCAUUGGGAAGGAAACUGGACGUCGUUUGGGAAUGGGUACCAACAUGUAUCCUUCAUCUGCAUUGCUGGGACAAGACAAGGAUGAGUCUAUUGCUGCCUUACCGAUUGAUGAACUAAUUGAAAAAGCUGAUGGCUUUGCUGGUGUUUUCCCUGGUACUUCCGUUUUGCUACAUGUCCCAUGCGAAUUUUAUUGCCAUUGCUCUUGGGUAUGCAUAGUUUUCUUCCCUAACAUUUAUGGCUUGGUGUAUGUUAUUUCAGAGCACAAAUAUGAGAUUGUAAAACGCUUGCAAGCUAGGAAACAUAUCUGUGGUAUGACAGGUGAUGGAGUCAAUGAUGCUCCUGCUCUUAAGAAGGCUGACAUUGGGAUUGCUGUUGCUGAUGCAACUGAUGCUGCUCGUAGUGCUUCUGAUAUUGUUCUUACGGAACCUGGCCUCAGUGUCAUCAUUAGUGCUGUCUUGACAAGUCGAGCAAUCUUUCAAAGAAUGAAAAAUUACACAAUCUAUGCAGUUUCCAUUACAAUUCGUAUUGUGCUUGGUUUCAUGCUACUGGCCCUCAUAUGGAAGUUCGACUUUCCACCUUUUAUGGUGCUUAUUAUUGCAAUUCUUAAUGAUGGUACCAUUAUGACAAUAUCUAAGGAUAGAGUGAAGCCAUCUCCUCUGCCAGACAGCUGGAAGUUGGCAGAGAUUUUUACAACUGGAAUUAUUCUUGGUAGUUACUUGGCAAUGAUGACUGUCAUAUUCUUUUGGGCAGCAUAUAAGACAAACUUCUUCCCAAGGGUAUUCGGAGUAUCAACCCUGGAGAAAACAGCUCAUGAUGAUUUCAGAAAGCUUGCAUCAGCAAUAUAUUUGCAAGUGAGCACUAUCAGUCAGGCCCUAAUAUUUGUGACACGAUCUCGGAGUUGGUCUUUUGUUGAACGUCCUGGGAUAUUACUUGUUGUGGCUUUUGUGAUCGCUCAACUGGUUGCUACUCUAAUUGCAGUCUAUGCAAGUUGGAGCUUUGCAGCAAUUGAAGGAAUUGGUUGGGGUUGGGCUGGUGUUAUUUGGCUUUACAACCUCAUCUUUUAUUUCCCUCUCGAUUUCAUCAAGUUCUUUAUACGUUAUGCUUUGAGUGGGAGGGCUUGGGAUCUUGUUAUUGAGCAAAGGAUUGCUUUCACAAGGCAAAAGGAUUUCGGGAAAGAACAGCGCGAGCUUCAAUGGGCACAUGCACAAAGAACAUUGCAUGGAUUGCAGCCACCAGACACCAAGAUGUUCACAGAGCGAACUCAUUUCACAGAACUCAAUAAUAUGGCUGAAGAAGCUAAAAGGAGAGCUGAAAUUGCAAGAUUGAGAGAACUUCAUACGCUCAAGGGUCAUGUAGAAUCAGUGGUGAGAUUGAAGGGUCUCGAUAUAGACACGAUUCAACAAGCAUACACAGUCUGAAGAUUGGCCGGGUGUACAAGAACCAAUAAAAUGACCUUCUUUUAGUUUUACUGCUUCUCAUUUAUAGAGAUCUGUAAGCAGCAUUUUCUCUUAGAGUUACCUCAGAAAAAGAAAAGCCGAUUAUUGCUGCAAUGCUUUUUUGAGUAUCGUCAUUUAAAGGGUGCUGUCUUAUCUUAUUUGCUUUCCAGUCUCUGUUUACCUGGCGGUGGAAAGCUCAUCCUUUUUUUUUUUCGUUUUCUUUUUCUUUUUGCCCAUUUUCUGUCUAUAUUAGUAAGCUUAUGGCUCGCGCCGUCUUUAUUUUCUUUGUUGUAUUACAUAUGAACUUAACAAUAGUUCGGUAAUUAUACCAUGGCACUUGAUCUAGUUGAAAA
This is a messenger RNA of Ricinus communis (castor bean), 3639 nucleotides long. RefSeq names its product ATPase 11, plasma membrane-type. Gene Ontology annotation, cellular component: plasma membrane. The transcript has 20 exons. The coding region runs from base 278 to 3268 and encodes 996 amino acids. The record is from RefSeq and is a predicted model, not a curated record. Lineage: Eukaryota; Viridiplantae; Streptophyta; Magnoliopsida; Malpighiales; Euphorbiaceae. Gene Ontology annotation, biological process: regulation of intracellular pH; proton export across plasma membrane. Gene Ontology annotation, molecular function: P-type proton-exporting transporter activity; ATP binding; ATP hydrolysis activity.